UACAAAAUAACACUUGUAUCCACACUCUGCUUACACCUACUCUUGUUCCCUUCACAGCACUUGACACCCUCUGAGGUCCUAUUGAUAUUUUGAUUUCCUUCUGUUCAUUCUCCAUCACUGGAUUAUACUGGCUUUUGAUUUUCCCAGACUCAUUGCCUUGACAAUGCCUGGAAUAUGUUUGACGCUCACUACAACUUCUUGACAGCAAAAUACAAAUCAUACCAUUGCAACAAUGUGAGUGACACUGUUCAGGUGAAAAUUAAUGAUGUCUCCCAUCGUCUUUCCUCGUGGUCAGUGCAACCUCAUGGAACCAGGAAAUGAUACACGGACAUCAGAAUUUCUGCUUCUGGGAUUUUCAGACAGUUCAGAACAGCAACCCCUCAUAUUUGGGCUUUUCCUCUCCAUGUACCUGAUCACUGUGUUUGGGAACCUGCUCAUCAUCCUGGCCGUCAGCUAUGACUCCGGCCUCCACACGCCCAUGUACUUCUUCCUGGCCAACCUGUCCUUUGUAGACAUCUGCAUCACCUCCACCACCAUCCCGAAGAUGCUGUGGAACAUCCAGACCCAGAGCAAAGUCAUAACCUAUGAGGACUGCAUCACCCAGAUGAACUUUUUCAUAAUCUUUUCAGGAUUGGACAUCUGCCUCCUGGCCAUUAUGGCCUAUGACAGGUUUGUGGCCAUCUGUCACCCCCUGCAAUACACGGUCAUCAUGAGCCCCCGGCUCUGUGCACUGCUGGUCCUGGUGUCCUGGAUCACGAGUGUCCUGCAUUCCUUGUUGCAAACUUCAAUGGUGUUGCGGCUGUCCUUCUGUACAGUCGUGGAAAUCCCCCAUUUUUCCUGUGAACUCAAUCAGAUGACCCAAGUUGCCUGUUCUGACACCUUUCUUAAUAACUUGGUGAUGUAUUUUGCAGCUAUCCUAGUGGGUGGCGGUCCUUUCGUUGGGAUCCUUUACUCUUACUCCAAGAUAGUUUCCUCCAUACGUGGGAUCUCCUCAGCUCAGGGCAAGUAUAAAGCAUUUUCUACCUGUGCAUCUCACCUCUCGGUUGUCUCCUUAUUUUAUUGUACGGGCCUCGGAGUGUACCUUAGCUCUGCUGCUACCCAGAGCUCCCACUCAAGUGCCACAGCCUCGGUGAUGUACACGGUGGUCACGCCCAUGCUGAACCCCUUCAUCUACAGCCUGAGGAACAAAGACAUAAAGAAGGCUCUGAGGAGAUUCUCUGCGAUGGCAGUUAGAAAAGGUCCAAUUGUCCUGUGGUUGAAGAAUUUCCCAGGAUUGCAAGCAUCAAAGUCUUAGCGUCAGAAAUUGCGUUUUGUUUUUUUAAGCAGAUUGUAGACAUAGAGUUUGUGUCUCUCAUUUAUUUCCCAGAAUUUUUAUUUUUUCAACCACUCAGUACAAUUUAGUUCCUCAUUUUAUUAAGUUUUUCCCUCUCUGUGUUCCAACCUUUUUCCCUUCAUCUUUUUUGUUUAUUUCUAAAUUGAUUCGCAAGCUGUGAUAUGAGAAAAUUAGGAGUUCUCAUUUGUCUCAUGGAACUGCCUGGAUUUCUUAAGAAUAAUUUCUUC
Messenger RNA from Felis catus (domestic cat), 1560 nucleotides. RefSeq names its product olfactory receptor-like protein OLF4. Gene Ontology annotation, cellular component: membrane. Gene Ontology annotation, biological process: G protein-coupled receptor signaling pathway. Gene Ontology annotation, molecular function: G protein-coupled receptor activity; olfactory receptor activity. Bases 263 to 1294 code for a protein of 343 amino acids. The transcript has a single exon. The record is from RefSeq and is a predicted model, not a curated record. Lineage: Eukaryota; Metazoa; Chordata; Mammalia; Carnivora; Felidae.